CCCCCGCCGGGCAGCCAUGGGGCGGGGGGGCGUGGAGGGGGGCAGGUAGUGACCAGCAUGACGCACCUCCACGACCCCGACAACGAUGACAUCGAGCGGGAGCUGUACCAGCUGGGCCUCACUGAUGUGCCGCCGCCCCCGCCGCCCGCCCUCAGGGGCGCCCUGCCCGCCGUGUGGCCGCCUGCAUCCUCCGCCCGCAGUCGCUCCGCCCCUUCCAUCCAGGAGGACUCCAUCGUCGACCCCCCCGUCCUAGUAAAUCCCAGGCCACUCCAUGGUCCCCCCUCCCACACCCAGCAUAACCCCUUCACCGCCUUCACCACCGUCGCCGGGGAUGGGGGAGGGAGGGCGCGGCUGGGUCUGUGGGGUGGCGCCCCCCCACCUGUGUCAGGCCUACACCACAGCCUCACCAACCUGACAUUGGACAAUCCUGGCCAUGUCUUUCCACCACCUACCCGCGCCCCCGACCCCACCACUCUCUUCAAUGGCGGCCUCACCACCGCCGCCACUACCACGGAGGAGGCAGUGACGACGGUGUCGAUGGACGGGCUACACGGGACGAGCUACACCACGGCCACCGGCACCGUGUGGACGCAGGACCCCGGGGCCGUCCACUACCCUGUCUACGUCAUGCCGCAGGACUUCAACACUCUGCCCCGGGGGCCCCCCCAAGCCUCCCCGCGCCCCGAACUGGGUGAAGAGGACGAAGAGCGACUGGCAGCGCUGGUGUCGAGCGUGGAGGCCGCGCUGCGCAGGAUACACUCGGGUUUACAGGAGUCCUACAUCAUGUACGAGAACCCUGACGACGAGGAGGACCCCCCGCCACCCCAACCUGUCACCGCCUCACUUAGGGACCCCCCGCCCUCACCUGUACCACCCCACGAACCUCCGGGGUCCCCACCGCCCCCGGCUAGCCCCCAGGAGCCCAUUUCGCCAGGGCCCCCUCCUGGCGGGAUAGGAGCCGGCCCUCCUCGCCUGGUGGGCCCCGACAACGCCUCUCGCCUCUCCCGUCAACUGGGGUUCAUCCCCAUCCAGGAGGGAGCCCCUCAGCCGCCCCCCCGCCACGCCGACCACCACAAACACCACCAUCACCACCACAGACUCAGCAAGAAGGUCAAAAACCAUAAAUCAAAGGUGCUGCUAUCCGGCCUGAUGAGCUGUCCGGGGCCUGGCUUCCGGCUCCUCAAGGUGCACAGGGACUCGCAAUCCGGUCAGGGGUUUGGAUUCUCCAUUAAGGGCGGUCGAGAAGCUGCAGGUAUUGGUGUUUACGUGUCGAGGGUGGAACAGGGCGGACCAGCGUGGAGGGCGGGGCUCAGACCAGGUGACCUCAUCCUUGCCGCCAACCAGACCAACUUUUCCACCGUCACCCACUCCGAGGCCAUCGCGACCCUAGAAGCUGUAAGAGUUGACCUGACUCAUGACUUUGACGAAGAUUAUGACGAAGGCAACGACGAAGACUAUGACGAAGGCAACGACGAAGAUAACGACGAAGACCGUGAUGAAGACUAUGACGAAGGCUAA
Messenger RNA from Homarus americanus (American lobster), 1518 nucleotides. Its product is annotated as formin-like protein 5. The transcript is spliced from 5 exons. The record is from RefSeq and is a predicted model, not a curated record. Gene Ontology annotation, cellular component: stereocilium tip; stereocilia ankle link complex; cilium. The coding region runs from base 58 to 1518 and encodes 486 amino acids. Gene Ontology annotation, molecular function: protein binding. NCBI's taxonomy places the organism in Eukaryota, Metazoa, Arthropoda, Malacostraca, Decapoda, Nephropidae.